UAGUAGUUUUUAGUGCAGGGGAGUGCAGUUUGGCUUCUUGCAAGGCUUGGACCUUUCUCAUGCUGUUGGUUUAACUCUCCUUAAGGAUGUGGCUUUAUAAUGUUUUGUCGGCUUUGGACUUCAAGGGGCUGUUCCUGUUUCUUUUCAUUUUUAUCAUAAUAGUCGAUUUCCUAAAACACAGGAAUCCUCCAAAUUAUCCUCCGGGACCAAUGGCUCUUCCAAUUGUGGGGAGUUUCUUCAGUGUGGACAGUAAACAUCCAUACAUGUAUUUUACCAAGCUGGCUGAUGUUUAUGGGAGUGUGUUCAGCGUCCGCCUCGGCGGUAACACGAUGGUGGUUGUGUCUGGGUACAAGAUGGUGAAGGAAGCCUUAGUGUCCCAAGCCGACAACUUUGUGGAUCGACCUCACAAUGAAUUGGCGAACAGGAAAUACUCCGGAAACAAAAGCGGUCUGUUUGUAAGCAAUGGUGAAACAUGGAAGAGACAGCGACGAUUUGCCUUGUCUACCCUACGUACCUUUGGCUUGGGAAAAAACACCAUGGAGCAGAGUAUCUGUGAGGAGAUCCGACACCUGCAGGAGGAGAUAGAGAAGGAGAAGGUUGGAUCCUCUCCUACAGGUCAACCUUUCAGCCCAGCAGGCCUCCUCAACAACGCUGUGUCCAACAUCAUUUGCCAGCUGGUGAUGGGUAAACGCUUUGACUACAGCGACCACAACUUCCAGAUUAUGCUGAAUUAUUUGUCUGAAAUUCUAAUGGUGGAGGGCUCUGUAUGGGGUACGCUGUAUGAGUCGUUCCCCACACUGAUGAAGCACUUGCCAGGUCCUCACAACAAAAUGUUCAGUAAUUUUGACGCCAUCCGAGACUUCCUCAGUCUGGAGGUAAAGAACCACAAGAAGGACCUGGACCGCAGUGACCCCCGGGACUAUAUUGACACUUUCCUUAUUGAAAUGGAAAAAAACAAGGAUUCAGACCUUGGCUUCACAGAGACUAAUCUGGCUUUGUGCUCUCUGGAUCUGUUCCUGGCUGGAACAGAGACCACCUCCACCACGUUACAGUGGGCUUUGGUUUAUCUCAUCAAAUACCCUGAUAUCCAGGAGAAAGUGAAGGCAGAGAUAGACAGAGUGAUCGGACACAACAGACAGCCCAGUAUGGCAGACAGACCCAACCUGCCCUACACUGAAGCCGUCAUCCACGAGAUCAUGAGGAUGGGAAACAUUGUUCCUUUAAAUGGACUCAGAAUGGCUGCCAAGGAUACAACACUGGCUAAUUACUUCAUUCCCAAGGGUACGACCUUGAUGCCAAUCCUGACCUCUGUGCUGUUCGACAAGACUGAAUGGGAGACCCCAGACACCUUCAACCCUGGACACUUCCUGGAUGCUGAGGGAAAGUUUGUGAAGAGAGAAGCUCUCAUGGCUUUCUCUGCAGGGAAACGUGCGUGUCUCGGAGAAGGCCUCGCCAAGAUGGAGCUGUUCCUGUUUUUCGUUGGUUUACUGCAGAAGUUCUCCUUCUCUGUUCCUGAUGGAGUAGAGUUGAGUACAGAAGGAGUUACUGGAGUGACACGAGUACCACACCCCUUCAAGGUUUAUGCCAAGGCUCGCUGAAUCAUACAACAUCUCACUGAAUAAUUUGAAUAAACAACGAAUGUUUCCUCAUCCACUGAGGGCUUGGUGUUCUUUGCCUUUACAAUGAUGUGUGAUAAAGUUGUUUUUACAUUGAAUACACAAAUUAAAAGACAUUUCCCUUUGUCGUCAUAAUGUGUAAUAAAUUCAUUAAGGUACUAUCUGUAAAUUGUAUGUCAUGUAUAAGUAAAAAAAACUGUAAUGAUCUGAUUUCUAUCCAUCUUAAUACAUUUGUUAUUAAAAAAUAUGUUUUGAUUUGUUUCACACA
Molecule: messenger RNA, 1884 nt
Organism: Trematomus bernacchii (emerald rockcod)
Lineage: Eukaryota; Metazoa; Chordata; Actinopteri; Perciformes; Nototheniidae
Product: cytochrome P450 2J5-like
Exons: 9
Coding region: 87-1598 (503 amino acids)
Biological process (GO): xenobiotic metabolic process
Cellular component (GO): cytoplasm; intracellular membrane-bounded organelle
Molecular function (GO): iron ion binding; oxidoreductase activity, acting on paired donors, with incorporation or reduction of molecular oxygen, reduced flavin or flavoprotein as one donor, and incorporation of one atom of oxygen; heme binding
Source: RefSeq, a predicted model, not a curated record